UUCAAACGUCAAACUUGAUAUUAACGUUUUUCAAUAUCGUGUCAAAUCUUGUAUCGAUGGCUGAAAAGAAUCCCCUAGAAGACUACGACGACCCGGAAGAACCUUUGGUUACCUCCGCUGACCCUAACGAGCGAAAAUUAGCACGAAGACUUCGCAUUCAGCGAAGAUUAGAGGCUCUCAAGAGGCAAGAUGGGGAGGAAGAGGAAGUUGUUGUUGAUAAAUCAUCGUCUGAGAAGCAAAUCGACGCCAGUGCUGAUCUGCUAGAGAAAUUAAUAUUAGAAGGUGAAGAGGCUAUAUUGAAUGUAAAAAUCGCAAAUGAUGCUAGAGAAGUGCAUAGGAGAAAUGAAGAAAGUCAGAUCCGAAAAACAUUAUUAUGCCAGCUGGAAGAAGAGGCGAAGCAAAGUAUGGAGAAAUAUUAUAUUAUAAAUGAAAAAUGGACAAGCAUUUUAGCCUCAAAGGAUCCUCUUGACAUUCACUGCGAAAUGAACACGCAAAAUGUCAAAUGCCUUGAAAUUCUUGCGGAAAAAGAGCGAUUGAUUGCUAAGCUGAAACAAGAGUUAGAAGAGACCAAUUUAAAGUUUACCACAGAUCAGCAAAAGCAAAAUGAUGAUAUUAAUCUAUUAAUGGAGCGAAUCGAUAAUCAAAUUAAUACAAUAUCGAAGGCUUAUCGACGUGAGCUGGUCCUUAUUGAUAAAGCUAUUGAAUCAGAACGUAAGCUGCUGUUAGCUACUAACUCAAAGAAAUGGGAACAAUUAUACAAACAACGUAAUCAGGAUGAAAUAAAUGGGGUUGAAACUAGGAAACAAAUAAUGCGUGACUAUGAUGUCGAGAUGAAAAAAGUUAUAAUUGAACAUCAGGAAGAGUAUAGAGCUCAGAAAAUUUGGUUUGAAACUGAGUACCAAAAGUUACAACAAGAACUUCAACAAAUGAAAUCCAUGUGUCUAAUGAACAUUGAAAAGUUAGAUUAUAGUUACUCUGUACUAAAACGCAGAGAAGAUGAAAAUACCAUAAUUAAGAAUCAACAAAAGCGAAGAAUAAAUAAACUGCAAGACAUAGUUAAUGGGUUGAAGAAAACUUAUGUAGAGUUGGAGGAAAACAGUACACUUGAAAUACAAAGACUUACGGAACAAGUAAUUAAGACUCAUAAAAGUAUUCUAGAAUUGGAGCAGAAGUCCAAUCAUUUUACAGCAAUUAAUGAAAAACAAUAUCUACAAAUUUGGGAUAUGAAUGCAAAUAUUGUUGGUGAACUCGCUAACAAAAUUCUGACAGUGGAUCGUAUUAUCUAUGAAAAUACAUUGGGAUUAGAAUGGGAACCUCCUGAAAAACCGUUGUUGCUUAAGGAAGACUUGCCUUCGUAUUGUGGAGUUAUCCGUCAAAUUAAUCAAAAAAAAGCAGAGGCGAAAGAACGACUGACAAUUUCUGAUCCAUACAUAGCUGCUACUUCAUUGCCUGAAAUAAAUGCAGAGAGACGGCUAUUACACAAAAUUUUGAGUCAGAUAUCAGAUCAUACCGGAUUUUUAAUUGAAGACCGGCUUCGAGAACUACUUACUCCAUACACAGUUGAUGACAAAAAUAUCAUUCGGCUUGAUAGUGUGUUUCAAGCAUUAUCAAUCAAAUCUGAGGCCGACAUAAACAUGAUGAUGAAUUUCUUUUUACCUUAUACGUACUGCGCUACAUGUACAACUGUUCCAUUGAUCGACAAAGAAUCUAGUGAAACAUCGAUAGCAAGGAAGUUGUGUGACAGUGAUCACUAUGCCAAAACGUGUGAGGAAGAUGAAGAAAUGACUAAUAUACCACAUCAAGAGACAGACACGUCCUCUAGAUUUGAAUCAUCGGUUAGCAGAGAUUUGAAUGUCAAGCGGAGUUGUUAUUGCAUUGUACCUACAAACGCAGACUCUGAAAAUGAAGUUGAUGUUAUUCAAAAGAGAGCUGUGGUUUGUGAAAAGAGUCAUCCUCUUAUGACUCAAUCUGAUUUUGUGUUACGUGCAUUACGAGAAUUUUUGAGUAAAUUUCAUAAUGCUAAACGUGGUGAAGUCCCUCUAACGUUUAAACAAAAGUUAAGUCAUCAAGAUCUGACUGUGUCACGCAAUUUGUCAGUCGAAGAUGUGACAGAGUUUUGGAGACGUUACAGAGAUAUUUUUCCUACGAAGAAGGAAAAACUCUGGGAUGGGCUCCUGAUAGGAUUACACAAGUAUCAUGAAGUACUCAAAGAACGCCAUAAGCUGAAUACUGAAACUAACACGCUACGUAGACAAAAUUCUGAACUGCGUAGACUGCUGGAGACUUACAUGCACAAGCCGGAAAAUGGUUUUAGCUUACCACCACUUGAACUGGGAUCAAAUAGCAGUAUUGAGUAAAUGAAUUUGGUAAUUAAUUGUCAGAUAUCUAGUAAAUAUAUUUACUUUUGGAGUAACAAAUUUUCUUAAAUUAAGCUUAAAUAACUUGGAAAGUUAUGUUUAUAGAAUACCACAAUCAUACCUAAUAUCAUGAAUUUUCUAUCCGCCUAAAUUGAAAUUAAUUGGUCGCAUAAAAUUUGGUACAUUAAAAUGU
Molecule: messenger RNA, 2550 nt
Organism: Diprion similis
Lineage: Eukaryota; Metazoa; Arthropoda; Insecta; Hymenoptera; Diprionidae
Product: dynein regulatory complex protein 1
Exons: 11
Coding region: 57-2357 (766 amino acids)
Biological process (GO): cilium-dependent cell motility; axonemal dynein complex assembly; regulation of cilium movement
Cellular component (GO): axoneme; axonemal dynein complex
Source: RefSeq, a predicted model, not a curated record